AUGUUUCAGAAGUUACUAGUACUUCUAGCGGUGAUAUUAAUAUAUUGUUCCAAACAAAAUUCUGCCGUUAUCGCUGCCAUUGGGUUCUCCAUCCUAGGAUAUUUCGUCACCAAUUGGCUUAUACCUAGAGUGGGUCCUUCAUUUAUUAAGAUUGGGCUGUUCGGUAAAGAUCUCAGUAAGCCAGGGAAACCAGUCCUUCCGGAAACAAUUGGUGCCGUUUCUGCUACAGUAUACUUAUUUGUUAUGUUAUCCUAUAUACCCUUCAUCUUCUACAAGUAUAUGAUUGUAUCAACUACUGGAGGUGGUCAAAGAGGACCAUCUGUUGAAGAUUCGUCAAUGUCAGCAAGUAUUUUUCCACAUAACAGGUUGUCUGAAUAUUUGAGUAGUAUACUAUGUUUAGAGUCUACUAUACUGAUUGGGAUUGCAGAUGAUUUAUUCGAUUUACGUUGGAGACAUAAAUUUUUCCUCCCUGUUAUUGGGUCAUUACCAUUAUUGUUGAUUUACUAUGUUGAUUUUGGUGUCACUUAUGUGUUGAUUCCCGGGUUCAUUAAAAAGUAUUUCAAUUUAACUGCAACAAUUGUUGAUCUUGGCGGAUUGUAUUACGUGUAUAUGGCUGCUAUGGGGAUUUUCUGUCCUAAUUCUAUCAAUAUCCUUGCUGGAGUGAAUGGAUUAGAAGUCGGUCAAAGUAUCGUGAUUAGUAUCCUUGAGCUAUUGAAUGAUAUUUUGUAUUUAACUUGGGGUUCUCCAGAUGGAAUAGCUGCCCAUAGAUUUUCUGCAGUUUUAAUUAUUCCCUUCCUAGGGGUUUCACUUGCUCUUUGGAAAUGGAACCGUUGGCCUGCUAAAGUCUUCGUUGGUGACACUUAUUGUUAUUUUGCAGGAAUGGUGUUCGCGGUAGUAGGUAUAUUGGGACAUUUUUCGAAGACAAUGCUAAUGCUGUUUAUUCCACAAAUCUUAAACUUUAUUUAUUCAUGUCCGCAAUUAUUUAAUAUAGUGCCAUGUCCAAGACAUAGGUUGCCACGGUUUGAAGCUAAAGAUGGACUGAUGUAUCCCUCUCGUGCCAACCUUGUAGACAAUCCUCCAAAAUUAUGGUUUAUCACAAUUUUGAAAGCAUUGGCCUUUUUUCAUUUGAUUGAAUUAGAAUACGAUCCAAAGGAUAAAAGUAAAGUUAUAAGCUGUUCAAAUAUGACUCUAAUUAACUUAACUCUCGUAUGGUUUGGACCAAUGAGAGAAGAUGCGCUUUGUAAUAGAAUUCUUCAAUUACAAUUCAUGGUGGGAUUAGCAGCGUUAUUUGGUAGACAUGCAAUUGGUGCUUUACUUUUUGACCAUGAUAACCUGUGGACGUAG
Messenger RNA from Naumovozyma dairenensis CBS 421, 1344 nucleotides. RefSeq names its product UDP-N-acetylglucosamine--dolichyl-phosphate N-acetylglucosaminephosphotransferase (gene ALG7). Gene Ontology annotation, molecular function: UDP-N-acetylglucosamine-dolichyl-phosphate N-acetylglucosaminephosphotransferase activity. The coding region runs from base 1 to 1344 and encodes 447 amino acids. The transcript has a single exon. Gene Ontology annotation, biological process: protein N-linked glycosylation; dolichol-linked oligosaccharide biosynthetic process. The record is from RefSeq and is a predicted model, not a curated record. Gene Ontology annotation, cellular component: membrane. NCBI's taxonomy places the organism in Eukaryota, Fungi, Ascomycota, Saccharomycetes, Saccharomycetales, Saccharomycetaceae.